Messenger RNA from Vairimorpha ceranae, 759 nucleotides. Its product is annotated as u3 small nucleolar rna-associated protein 6. The coding region runs from base 1 to 759 and encodes 252 amino acids. Gene Ontology annotation, cellular component: small-subunit processome; Pwp2p-containing subcomplex of 90S preribosome. Gene Ontology annotation, biological process: maturation of SSU-rRNA from tricistronic rRNA transcript (SSU-rRNA, 5.8S rRNA, LSU-rRNA). NCBI's taxonomy places the organism in Eukaryota, Fungi, Microsporidia, Nosematidae. The record is from RefSeq and is a predicted model, not a curated record. The transcript has a single exon. Gene Ontology annotation, molecular function: snoRNA binding.
AUGACUGAAAAAGUGCAAUUAAAUUUAGAACGCAUGAUUCCAGAAUUAGAAGAAUAUAAAAAUAGGGGAGUGUUUUCUGCAGGAGAAUUACAAAAAAUAAUAACAACAAGAAAAAAACAUGAAUUUAGAUUGCAAAGAUUUGAUAAAAAACUGUUAGAUAUAUUACGAUAUAUAGAAAGUGAAACUACACUUGAAAGCAUUCGAGAUAAAAGAAUUAAAAAGAAAAAACUUUCUUAUUGCUAUUACGAUAAAAGAAUUUCGGAAAAAAUAGUUAAAUUGUAUAAAGAAGCAUUGUAUAGAUUUAAUGAUAAAAAAAUAAUAGUUAAGUUUACUGAUUACGCUAUUAAAAAAGGGCUACAUGCCGAUUUAAAAGAUGUUUAUGCUACUUAUUGCUCAAAAAAUUUGGGAGAUGCGGAGCUGUGGAUUUUCUGUGCUAUAAAAUUGUAUGAAAUUGACGAUAUUGAUUCUUCGAGAGCUAUGUUUUUAAAGGGCAUUCGGCUUAAUCCUGAAUAUCACAGACUUAGAAUAGAGUUUUUUAGAAUGGAAGCCUUUUCUAUUUUAAAAAUUUUAGAGACCAAUAAAAAGUUGGGUAUUGAAGAUGACAACGCUGAAGAUAUGACUUUUAUUGCUUAUAAUAUUUAUUUAGAUACACUUGAAAUAUGUGAAAAUAAGAAAGUUAUUGCUGAAAUGACAGAAAUAUCUAAAUGCGUAGAAGAAUUGCACUGUAAAAUUACAUCUACAGUUUAUAAGAAAUGUUAA